Messenger RNA from Prosopis cineraria, 1907 nucleotides. Its product is annotated as probable aspartyl protease At4g16563. The record is from RefSeq and is a predicted model, not a curated record. NCBI's taxonomy places the organism in Eukaryota, Viridiplantae, Streptophyta, Magnoliopsida, Fabales, Fabaceae. Gene Ontology annotation, cellular component: plant-type cell wall. Gene Ontology annotation, molecular function: aspartic-type endopeptidase activity. Gene Ontology annotation, biological process: proteolysis. The coding region runs from base 235 to 1701 and encodes 488 amino acids. The transcript has a single exon.
UUUUCGUACUUGUCUCUGUAAUUUAAAAAAUAAAAUAAAAUCCUCUCCUAAAGUGAUUUUUAGUAUGGAUACAUCUGUACCUUACACCUACCUAUAAGCCUUCAUCCUCCUUAUAAAUUCUCCCUUCUCGCUUUCUCUCUCUCACCAAAUUUAAAAAGCUCGUCCUCUCUUUCAUCCUCUGUUCUUGAAGUUAUUACUCUGUUUUCUGGCGGCUUCAGAUUCCUGCAUUCAUCAAUGUCGUCUUCUUCAUCACUGUUCCUCUUGUUCUUCGUCUUAAUCUCAUCUUCAUGCCUUCCCCCUUCGUCACAAAUGCUUCUAUUGCCUUUAUCACACACUCUCUCUUCCACCCAAUUCAACAGUACUCAUCACCUCCUCAAAUCCACCUCCUCUCGCUCCGCCGCUCGCUUCCACAACCACCACCACCACCACCGUCGGCAACAACAACUCUCCCUGCCUCUCUCCGCCGGCAGCGAUUACACUCUCUCCUUCAACCUCCUCGGCUCCGAUCCUCCCCAACCAGUAACUCUGUACAUGGACACAGGAAGCGACCUCGUCUGGUUCCCUUGUGCUCCGUUCGAGUGUAUACUCUGUGAAGGAAAAUCAAAUCCUUCGCUCUUUCCCAGACCACCCAAUAUCUCUCGGACUCAAGCUGUUUCGUGUAAAUCCUCUGCAUGUUCUGCAGCUCACACCUCUCUAUCGUCCUCCGAUCUCUGCGCAAUUUCUCGGUGUCCCUUGGAAUCCAUCGAGACGUCCGAUUGUUCUUCUUUCGCUUGCCCUCCGUUUUACUACGCGUACGCCGAUGGAAGCUUGAUCGCUCGUCUCUACCGCGAUUCUGUAUCUGUUUCUUCUCUGAUUCUCAGGAAUUUCACCUUCGGAUGCGCCCACACCACGCUCGGCGAACCGGUCGGAGUCGCCGGAUUCGGUCGCGGAUUGCUAUCUCUUCCUGCUCAGCUGGCGACGUUCUCUCCCCAGUUAGGGAAUCAAUUUUCCUACUGCUUGAUUUCUCACUCGUUUGAUAAACAAAGAGUUCGCCGACCUAGCCCGCUUAUUCUCGGUCGUCAUGAGGAGAGAACUGACGGCGAACUGGUUCAAUUCGUAUACACACCGAUGCUUGAAAAUCCGAAACACCCGUAUUUUUACAGUGUUGGUCUCGCGGCGAUCUCCGUGGGGAAGAAAACUAUUCCGGCACCGGAGAUGCUGAGGAGGUUGGACCAGAGGGGCAAUGGCGGUAUGGUGGUUGACUCCGGCACGACGUUCACUAUGUUGCCUGCGAGUUUAUAUAACUCAGUGGUGGCCGAGUUCGAUCGCCGAGCUGGACAAGUUCACAAGCGUGCGAGUGAGAUUGAAGACAAGACGGGAUUGGGACCCUGCUAUUAUAUGGAGAAGGUGAAGGCGGAAACGGAAGUUCCGUCUCUAACGCUGCGUUUUGAGGGGAAGGGAUCUGUUGUGGUGCUGCCGAAGAAGAACUAUUUUUACGAAUUUUUAGUCGGCGGAGAUGGAACGAGGCGGAAGAAGCAGGUGGGUUGUCUGAUGCUGAUGAACGGUGGAGAUGAUGCAGAACUAAGCGAUGGACCUGGGGCUACGCUUGGGAAUUACCAGCAGCAAGGGUUUGAAGUCGUGUAUGAUUUGGAGAAACAGCGCGUGGGUUUCGCCCGGAGACAAUGCGCGUCGCUUUGGGAUAGGCUGAAUCAGAAAAACUAGUGGGCACUACACACAGUGGAUUCCCUCCCUCGGGGGCUCUCAAGACUUGUUUGUAUGUAAUAUGUAGAUAAUUAGGAUUUAGUAGUGGUUUUUGUAAAACGCAUCUCUGAAUGAUUAAAUUUAGCAAAGUAAUUUUCAAUAUUUGUUAUUUUUUUAAAAAAAUCACAUGAAUAAAUUAUUAUAAUACCAUUAUUAUCGAUCUGUUC